Poeciliopsis prolifica (blackstripe livebearer) is the source of this 3339-nucleotide messenger RNA. RefSeq names its product mucin-5AC-like. The transcript has 4 exons. NCBI's taxonomy places the organism in Eukaryota, Metazoa, Chordata, Actinopteri, Cyprinodontiformes, Poeciliidae. The record is from RefSeq and is a predicted model, not a curated record. Bases 353 to 3190 code for a protein of 945 amino acids.
UUUCUACUUUAUUGUAUGAUUAUGAAAGAUAUUUUUUGUUUCUCUUCAAACUAAAAAGGUGAAUUAUGUUUUCUUCUAAAUUAAAGAUCUUUUAAUGAUUAAAAAUUAUUAUAAAUCCUCCUGCUUACCUACAAUGUGUCUAAAGUUUCUCAAGUAUAAAAACAUAUAAUUUAAUUUGUCUAUAUAAACCAAUGUAACAAAAUGUAUUCAUUGUACCAAUGUUUUUAGUAAGAAAUAUUCGGAGAAGUAUAUUUUCAAAUUUUGUAAACUUAAUUUUUUUUAAUCCAUGUAGCUUGACCCACUGUUCAGAAGAGCUCUGCCCUCAUUCCUAAAGACUGGAGCAAUAAGAUUCAUGUCAGGAUCAAUUAUCAACUCUGUGGACCUUGAAUUUGAAUCAUCACCUACUCCUUAUGAUAUACAAAUUAGAGAGGUUUUGGUGAACGAUGAUUCAAGCAUCACAGAAUUCAACAUAUUACAAGAAACGGUUGCUAUUAGUGACCCAGCAACCACAACAGAAGCUCCAACCACCACCACUGCUACUCUAACAACAACCACAACAGCUCCAACCACAACCACAAAAGAUCCAACAACCAGCACUGCUGCUCCAACCACAACCACUGCUGCUCCAACCACCACCACAGCGGCUCCAACCACCACCACUGCUGCUCCAACAACAACCACAACAGCUCCAACCACAACCACAUCAGAUCCAACAACCAGCACUGCUGCUCCAACCACAACCACUGCUGCUCCAUCCACCACCACAGCGGCUCCAACCACAACCACUGCUGCUCCAACCACAACAACAUCAGAUCCAACAACCAGCACUGCUGCUCCAACCACAACCACUGCUGCUCCAACCACCACCACUGCUGCUCCAACAACAACCACUGCUGCUCCAACAACAACCACAACAGCUCCAACCACAACCACAUCAGAUCCAACAACCAGCACUGCUGCUCCAACCACAACCACUGCUGCUCCAUCCACCACCACAGCGGCUCCAACCACAACAACAUCAGAUCCAACAACCAGCACUGCUGCUCUAACCACAACCACAUCAUCUCCAAUCACAACCACUGCUUCUCCAACCGCCACCACUUCAGCUCCAACCACCACUGCUGCUCCAACCACAACCACAUCAGCUCCAACCACCACUGCUGUUCCAACCACAACCACAGGAGCUCCAACCACCACCACAUCUGCUCCAUCUACCACCACAGCUGCACCAACCACCACUGCUGCUCCAACCACCACCACAGCAGCUCCAACAACAACCACAUCAGCUCCAACCACAACCACUGCUGCUACAACCACCACCACUGCUGCUCCUACCACAACCACAACCACAUCAGCUCCAACAACAACCACAUCAGCUCCAACCACAACCACUGCUGCUCCAACCACAACCACAGCAGCUCCAACCACAUCCACUGCUGCUCCAACCACAACCACAUCAGAUUCAACCACAACCACAUCAGCUCCAACCACCACCACUGCUGCUCCAACCACAACCACAUCAGAUUCAACAACAACCACAUCUGCUCCAACCACUACCACUGCUGCUCCAACCACUACCACUGCUGCUCCAACAACAACCACAUCAGCUCCAACCACAACCAUUGCUGCUCCAACCACAACCACAUCAGCUCCAACCACAACCAUUGCUGCUCCAACCACAACCACAUCAGCUCCAACGACUACCACUGCUGCUCCAACCACAUCCACUGCUGCUCCAACCACAACCACAACAGCUCCAACAACAACCACAUCAGCUCCAACCACAACCACUGCUGCUACAACCACCACCACUGCUGCUCCUACCACAACCACAACCACAUCAGCUCCAACAACAACCACAUCAGCUCACACCACCACUGCUACUCCAACCACAACCACAUCUGCUCCAACCAACCACAUCUGUUCUGACAACAACCACAUCAGCUCCAAUCACAACCACAUCUGCUCCAACCACCACAACUGCUGCUCCAACCACCACAACAUCAGCUCCAACCACCACCACAGCUGCUCCAACCACAACCACAUCAGCUCCAACCACAACCACAUCUGCUCCAACCACCACAACUGCUGCUCCAACCACCACAACAUCAGCUCCAACCACCACCACAGCUGCUCCAACCACAACCACAUCAGCUCCAACCACAACCACAUCUGCUCCAACCACCACAACUGCUGCUCCAACCACCACCACAGCGGCUCCAACCACCACCACUGCUGCACCAACCACAACAUCAACUCCAACCACCACCACAUCUGUUCCAUCCACCACCACAGCUGCACCAACCACCACUGCUGCUCCAACCACCACCACAGCAGCUCCAACAACAACCACAGCAGCUCCAACCACAACCACUGCUGCUACAACCACCACCACUGCAGCUCCUGCCACAACCACAACCACAUCAGCUCCAACAACAACCACAUCAGCUCCAACCACAACCACUGCUGCUCCAACCACAACCACAUCAGCUCCAACCACCACCGCUGCUGCUCCAACCACAACCACAUCUGCUCCAACCACAACCACUGCUCCUCCAACCACAACAACAGUGGCUCCAACCACAACUACAGCAGCUCCAACUACAACCACAUCAGAUUCAACCACAACCACAUCAGCUCCAACCACCACCACUGCUGCUCCAACCACAACCACGUCAGAUUCAACCACAACCACAUCAGCUCCAACCACUACCACUGCUGCUCCAACCACAACCAUUGCUGCUCCAACCACAACCAUAGCAGCUCCAACCACAACCACAUCAGAUCCAACCACCACCGCUGCUGCUCCAACCACAACCACAUCUGCUCCAACCACAACCACUGCUCCUCCAACCACAACAACAGUGGCUCCAACCACAACUACAGCAGCUCCAACUACAACCACAUCAGAUUCAACCACAACCACAUCAGCUCCAACCACCACCACAGCGGCUCCAACCACCACCACUGCUGCUCCAACCACAACCACAUCAGCUCCAACCACUACCACUGCUGCUCCAACAACAACCACAUCAGCUCCAACCACAACCAUUGCUGCUCCAACCACAACCACAUCAGCUCCAACGACAACCACACUAGCUCCACCCACAACCACUGCUUCUCCAACCACAACAGCAGCUCCAACCACAACAACUACAUCUCCACCAUUAAUAAGGCUGCUGAUUUUUAAGUCUGAUCAAGUAUUUGACUCAAAUUUGGGAGACCCAUCAACAUCUGCAUUCAAAACACGUUCGGCAAACAUACGGAGUCAUCUUGACCCACUGUUCAGAAGAGCUCUGCCCUCAUUCCUAAAGACUGGAGCAAUAAGAUUCAUGUAAG